ACUUGACCAUGGUGGGGAGAGGAGGGGGGGGAGAGAGAGAGGGUGAUGAUGGGGGUGUCUCUAUAACUCAUCACCGGGGGAUUCCUCAUCAUAAACUCACACCGGUGGAGGCUACAGAUUCAGACCGCCGUCAUGUUCACCGGGACGCGGACUGAGAACCGCGGGGACUCGGGGGUCCUGGAUGCGGCGGCGCUGAGGCAGCAGAGGAGGCUGAAGCAGGCGAUCCAGUUCCUCCACAGGGACUCGGCGGACCUGCUGCCCCUGGAUGGACUGAAGAAGCUCGGGACAUCCAAACAGGGGCAGCCGCAUCAUAUUCUCCAGAAGCGCCUGCUGGAGGCCAAGCGGUCCCAGGGGAGGAUGAACGUGUGUGGAGUGACGCCAAACAAUGGAGCGGUCCUUCUAAACUGCACUCAAUUCAACUCGGACGAGGAAGAGGAGGAGGAAGAUUUCAUCUACGUGCCCUGCGAGUGUUUAGGACAGCAAGUGAAUGUGCUGAUUGACACCGGCUGCAAACUGAACCUCAUGUCCUCCCUGACUGUGGAGAGAUCCGGUUUGAAAGAUCUGGUCGAGGAGAACAAGAUGGAGACGGAUGGUUUUCCAUUUCAGAGGAAGCUCUGCGUCGACGGACUCAUCCGAGAACUCAGCGUGAGCAUCGGGCCUCUCAGGAUAAUGUGCUCCUUCGCCAUCGUAGAAAGCAACAGACCGCUGAUGUCUCUGGGCAACAAGACAUUAAAGUCACUCAAGUGUGUAAUUGACACUGAAAAGCAGAUGUUGGUGUUUGGAACGACCGUCAGGGAGCAACUUCAGUUUGCCAAAAAGCCGUUUGAUGAAAGAGACCUGUGACAACAACAACAACAACAACGACAACGACAACGACUCACAGUCCCUAACAGCAAUACAAGUAUUUACUCCUACAACCCGACGCCUCGUUGGAGAACCUCGGCUUUUUCCCCUCAUGAAUUCUCACGUUCUCUCCGUCCCAUAAUGCACUAGUUUGUACAUAAAGGUGUAAACAGCCGCUCCACAAACAGCCUCUCAUGUAGCAACCAAUCGCAUCCCUGUAUCCGACGUGAUCGUGUUUUAGCUGUCGCCACAUUAUAGGACGUCUUAUGCAGUUAGAAAACCAGUAAUUAGAAGAUAUUUUAGUGCUGUAGACUUAAAGAUUCUGAUAGAAUUGUGAUUUAUAAUAUAUUGUAUCUUAGAAAUAAGUAUCGUUCCGCCAGACGUCGAGCAGUAUUCUCGGAGAACGAGAGUCGGGAGGAUUUGUAUUUCCUGUGACGUGUAACUGAUGAACUUCCACAAUGUAUUGCAUACAACUGUUUAUCUACUGUAUUUUAUAAUGUUGUAAAUGUAUUUUAUAGUCAAAACAACAACCUGUAUUUGCAUCGAGGCCACUGCCUUUUUAACGUUUACAAAAAUGACACUUGUAAUAUGUUUUAUCACUGGCACGGAGUAUCCAAUAAAAAAAAAAAUCCCAAAUGA
Messenger RNA from Cyclopterus lumpus (lumpfish), 1482 nucleotides. RefSeq names its product nuclear receptor-interacting protein 3-like. NCBI's taxonomy places the organism in Eukaryota, Metazoa, Chordata, Actinopteri, Perciformes, Cyclopteridae. Bases 133 to 843 code for a protein of 236 amino acids. Gene Ontology annotation, molecular function: aspartic-type endopeptidase activity. The transcript has 7 exons. The record is from RefSeq and is a predicted model, not a curated record. Gene Ontology annotation, biological process: proteolysis.